UUUUCUUCCUCUUCUACCCCGUUUUCGCUUUCUGCUUCUUUGUCAAAGUUUACAAUAUCACACGAAACAGGAGAUUUUCAUUGCAACAAUUUUAUAAAUUUUCGUAGGACAAUCAAUAAAUUUCUGUCCCAAACUAUGAGAAAUCGCUAAACAAGCCCUUGGAAAAUGUGUGGAAACAGAAGGAAUUACGUAAUGAUGCCACAAAACUUAUUUUGAAAUAAAAUAAAAAUUUUCAUGAAAAGUCGUUUCCCAAAACAGAAGUGUAUAGUGUAUGUGCGUGUGUAGUAGUGUGAGCGAUUCGUGGAUUCGUUGCUUUUUGUCUUUUAUUAACAGAACAGAGUGUAUCCGAGUACGUAAAGUGUGAGUGAGUUGUGUAAAACAAGAAGAAGCAGAGUGCUGGGCUGACUGGCUGGCUGGCCUAAACCACCUCAAGAAAAAAGUGAAAAACCAGCAUCGAGGAGCUGAUGAAGCACUGAAAAUAACAAGUUGUGGCCAGCCACGAAAAUACAGGCUUAGCUUGUUGACCAAAAGUGUACCACCACAAGAAAAGGGAGACAAAUAGUCGUCUAUCCACACAGCUAACGCAGUAACUAACGAAUACACCAAAAGAAAAUAUACAAAAAAGAAAAAAAAAAAACAUAAUAAAAAAGCACAACAUAACUACUAAUCGUGCGUGAUCGUUCAUCGUAUAAUCGAGAAAAUCUAAUGACAGUGUGCAGUGUGGUAACAAGGAAAAGCAAAGCAACAACAACGAAGGCGAGUGACAACGUCUACUUGCUUUGGAUUUAGUUUCACAUAAAGAAAAGAAUAACAGAAAUCCAUAUGUAAAACAAAACAGAAAGAACAAAAAGAAAUACAUAAUCGAGGAGAUAAGUGUCACGAAUCGACUUGUCCACCUUUGAACGAGCGUCUUAGACAAUCAAUUUAAUCACAUGCAAGUGAAAAGGCCUAAUUGCGCCGAACGACACGUAUCCUGUAAUUGAUCACCCCCUCAAAACAUCUAGUCUUGUGUGCAUUUCAUUAUACAGAGGGAGGUGGCGAAGUGCACUCUAAAGGAACGAGCGAGUUGGCGAGCGGCAGUUGAAUAAACGAGGGCGCUGCAGCACCUCUUGCCCUUCUCUCAAUAUUCGUAAUCAACUUCAAGGAGAAAUCAAUAUAACCGGAGGCAGGAUCAAAAUACAUUAAGAGGUGGCAACUGCCAGUGCCAAAAUAACUGGGAUCUUCAGAACGAAACUCUUGUUGCCUCUAUUCCACACUCAAUAUGGCCACCAGCGAUGACGAACCUAUGCAUUUGUAUGAAGUCUUUCAGAACUGUUUCAAUAAAAUAGCAAAUAAGCAACCAACAGGUGCCGGAGCUAAUGUCGGUGGACCCGGGGAUCGCAAUGGUGGCUAUCAAUCGGCAUAUGGAGGACUUGGUGGCAUGGAGAAUGGAAUGUACGGUGGAGACGACUUUAAUCCGAUACACGAGGGAGCCUCCGGCAGUGGCAUGCGAUAUUCGGGGAAUGCACCAGUAGAUCAAUAUUUUGAUGGCGGAAUCGGUAAUGGUGGAAACGCCGGUGGAAGUGGAGGUUGGUAUGGGUCGCCAGUAGGUGGAACUGGUGCAUACGGCGGCCAGACAGGAUAUCAAAAUAAUGGGCCCAUGAGCAGUCAUCAUUUGGGAGGUCCUCCUCAACAUCAUGAUCCUGACGCACAUCAUAUGGGUCCAAAUACAGCUAUGGGCGGCCUCCAAAUGGAUCCUGGUCACGUGGGCAUGCACAGUCCAGCGCCAACUCUGCUGCCUCCUAUGAGUUCUUUUCGCGGCAGUAAUACAAAUAAUAUACAACAAAUCGGUGGGAAUCAAGCUGCACACUCUCCUGCUCUAUAUAACUCACCACAGCCGCAUAGUACUCCACACAGUUCUAUGUCGACGCCGGGUCCACAUCCUAACCAUCAUCCUUUGGGCGGUCUUCACGCCGCACCCCAUAGUCCUGCAAUUCAAAAUGAUGCUUUCGCUGUGGGUGGAGUGGGGGUGUCUAGCGGUGGUGUCAAUAUUGGACCGAAACCCUCCUCCACAUCCAGCGUUGGAGGUGGUGUGUCAGGAACAAAUGGUCCAAAUAGUGGAAUGCGCCAACACAUGUAUAUGUCAUCAACUCCAGCCGAUCAGUCCAUCAGCAGUUUUAGUUCAAAUCCCUCAACCCCUGUGAAUUCGCCUCCUCCUCUUACCCAAAGCGGUCUAGUGGGCCAGACAAUGAUGGUCGAUAAAAGUGGAGUCGGACAAUCGGGCCCACCCGGCUCGGGUUGGGGCCACAAUGUUCUGAACGGUGCCGGUCCCAGUAGCAGCAGUACUGUAAGCGGCGGUGCUAGCGGCAACUACGCAUCUGAUAUGGGGUUAUCCGGUCUACAUUCCCUAGACGACGCUCUACAUGUGCUGCGCAAUCAUUGUGAACCCGAGCUUUUAAGCGGCGUAAGUGCGACGCUCUCCGCUAUGGACAAUAUGGAUGGAUUGUCUUCGUUUGUGCCAACAUCCCCGUCCGGACACGGUAUGGUUUCGGCCGGUGCCGGUCCCGGACCCUCAGUGCUUAACACAACACACGACGUGAUGUCGGCGGGUCCGUCGUCCGUGCAAAAUGUGGCAGGCGUUGUAGGAGGACUAGCCCCCCAGAUAAAGAUGGAACGCACAUCCACAAAUGUGAGCGGAAGUGGUACAUCGGGUUCCGCCGGUACGACAAAAGGAAAGAAACGAAAAGAACAAUCAGCCGGCGCAGCUGCCUCUGCUGCUUCCAGUGGUGCUCCAUCCACGUCAGCAAUGAAUAACAUGCUCGAUGUAACAGACACGAAGCCCAGCAGCUCAAUGGAAGGUUCUCAGCAUGGACAGGGACCUCUAUCCGGAAAAGGCACGAAGCGACCACGACGUUAUUGCUCAUCGGCGGAUGAUGAUGAUGACGCAGAGCCCGCUGUGAAAGCCAUGAGAGAGAAAGAAAGGCGUCAAGCGAAUAAUGCACGCGAACGUAUUCGUAUACGGGACAUAAACGAGGCGCUGAAAGAACUCGGCCGUAUGUGUAUGACACACCUAAAAUCCGAUAAGCCUCAGACCAAGCUGGGAAUACUAAAUAUGGCCGUCGAAGUAAUUAUGACACUGGAGCAGCAGGUGAGGGAACGCAACUUGAAUCCCAAAGCUGCCUGCCUCAAGCGGAGAGAAGAGGAGAAGGCCGAAGAUGGGCCAAAGUUGGCGGCCCAACAUCAUAUGUUACCCCAACCCCCACCGGGAGUUUACGGGCAACCGCCACCACAAUUACCACCGACAGCCCAAAGCGGUCUCCCACCCGUAGGUCAGCCACCUCUGCAAGCGCAACAACCAGGUGUACAACUGCCGCCUCAUUUACAAAGCCACAAUCCCGCGCCCCAUUCACAAUAGCAGGCGCAUAGCAGUCUAAACGAUCCGCCCACUUCCCUUCUGCCAACAGAUAUCGCCGCACAUCAAACCAGCCACCAGCAGCUGAAUACACAGCCGCAUCAAUCCCGACAUCAGUCCUCCGGAUCUGAUCUGGAGCAACAUCUGAUGAGUAAUCUGAGUUUGUUUCGACGACGUCAUCCACAGGCACAGUCCGGUGCCAUGUCAAACCCCCAUCAUCAACAGCAGCAGCAGCAGCAACAACACCCACCACCUCCGUCACCACAUCUUCUAAUGCAUCAUCAGCACCAACUGUAGGCAGCCAUAAAAAAGUGAUGUCCUUCCUUGCCUACUGCAUACACUUGUAUGUACACUGUUACUUUGGAUGUCCCGCCGUCAUGGUAUCGCAUAAAUUGUAAAUAGCUAUAAAGAAAUCUAUUCUCCGAAUUCGGUUUUAGAACUGUAAUGUGUCCUAUUUUUUACUUUACGAUAUUCUUUCUUUUUUAUUAGUUUGGUUUAGUUUUCUUCUUUGCCCCUAGACAAACUCCUUCUUAUGCCACCAUCCGACUAUGUUUAAGAUUCAUGUUCGAAUUGUGUAUAAAGUAGAGAUCAAUCAUUAUUAACAUUCAAUAGCUCUCUAUAGCAUAGAAUGAAGGGUACGCGGCACGUGUCGCUAGAUAAAUGUGGAAGAGCUCGGUAGGUUAAAUCUAUAAUUCUUUUUGAUUCACUGAAAUUCUUCAUAUGCUCCGUAAGUCAUUCAUGCCUUCUGCGAUUGUGUAUCCCUUUUGGAUGUCAUUUGUUGUUUAUUCGUGCAUAUUGUCGCGCAACCCUGUGUGAUGUCUUACAUAUUACCUUUCAAUUUUUGUUAGGUAUGCAUUAAAGUCUUUGUUCAUAUAUAUAUUUUUUUUUUGUUAAAUGGUGGUUUAUAAUCGGUAACCGACUCAUUUCAAUGCGCGAGAUCUAAAUACAACUAAGUGCUAUCACCAUAAUUUGGUCUUAGAUACCAACAUUUUGCAACCCUCUCGGUUCGAUGUUAUUCGAUAUUUUAGCCAAAGUAAGCGUGCGUAGCACAUACUUGUACUAAUUUCAAGCAUUGAAAUGAAAAAAGAAAACAUUUCUGCCAAGCACAAAAUUGUCGUCGCAUAUUAAAGAUGCCAAUUGUAAUCAUAUACAAUUUGAAGUUCGGUGCAGAGUUAACGUCUACCCCCAACCAGUUAGUAUAAAAUGUGAGAUUGGAUUAAAACCUAUCUCGGCAAGAGAUGGUUUUAUCUAAAAUUAAGUAAAGGGCCAUAUACACGCAUCCGUACAUAAAAAGGAAUUGUUUGUUGUAAUAAUUAAAAUAAUAAAAAUAAGGAAAUAAUGUUAAGGUCCUUGAAAGAAUGUAAUCAAAUAAAUAAAAUAUUCAUUAUUACACAAAUAAAUCGACACAAAUUAUUAAGCUAAAUUAUAUACAAAAAUACUAUAUAUAGAUAUUUAUAGUUUAUAUAUACAUAUUAUAUAAAUAUGGAAAACAAAUGAAACAUUACAUUAAUAAUGUAUAUUCGAUUAAAAUAAAAAGAAAAACUUAAAAAAGAGAUAGUCCUGUAAGAUGAUAUUAGUCCGUAAGAAGAAAAAAACGAAGAAAACAAUUUCCUCCCCAUCCCAAAAACAAAAAAACACAUCCCUUAAACGUCACAACAAUUAUACCUUGACAAAGGAUUCGAGAAUUCCAAGUAUAGCCAUCCAGACGUACAACAUAAAUCAGCGCUUACGUAUGAACCACCUGAAUGUAUGCAAAGAGCUCUUUUGUUAGAUUGUAUUGUGAAUUUAACAAUUAAUCACUUUGAAAUCACCGAAAUCCCAUAUGAUUACAACAGAGCUUUUAAUAAUGUCUUUUUGAAGCUAAAAUCCUUCAAGGAAUUCAAAAAAAAAAAAAAAAAUACAAGUGCAAUACAUAGCCCUACUGGUGACUACCGAUGACUAUCGGUCGAAGGGCUAUGUAUUGUCUUUUAUUUGAAAUAUAAAUUGCAUCAAAGGGAUAUUAUCAAAAGCUCACACACUCACCCACAGACUCAACAAAGUUUCAUAUCAAUAAAGGAAAGAAGGAAUCAAACAAAAAGACAUGUUAAGGAUAAAGUAGAAAAUUACAUACAUAUAUCUAAGAAAACAACGCGCACACAUACACAAAGAAACGUACAUAUGCAGCUUUACCUGGAAUUUUCAUCUAAUUGUAUGUAGUUUAGACCAAAAAUUAAAGAAAAAAAUCAUGCAAAGUUUGUCAUGCCAUAUAUACGUCGGAGGUCAGACGCGUAUAGUGUCACUGAAGGGAGGAGAGUGCGUUUGCCGGCGAGGGGGGAGGAAAAAGUAAAACAUUCCUUACUUACUCCUCUCUUCUCUUUGCACAAAUCAAACCCAGUGUCCUUCCAAUGAGACAGACUCGACGUGUCGGACUCCCGACUAUCAUUAUUGUAUUAUAGUAAAAUUACUAGGUGAACAUUUUUUCUUGUUCUGAAUUAUCCAUUACAUCUUUCGUUUGUUUUGAAAGGCAUCUAUCUAUCAAUCACAAAAUACAACAGUAAAGAAACCCAUCGUUCUCUUAUAGCAUAAUUUUGUAUUUGUUUUACUUUUUUUUUCUUUUAAUUAUUAUAUUUUAUUUGACCUAAGUAUUGUUUAACAAACACCUACACAAUUUUUUUAUAAUUGUAUUAAUUUUAUUUAAAUGUAAUUAUUGUUUAACAUUUUUUUUUAUCAAUUUUAUUAAUUAUAGAUAGACAGAUACACACACAAAUCGUCAUAUAUUGCUCAUAUAAAAUAUUUUUUAUACUUAAAUUUAUUCGGAUUUUUAUUUCUUUAUACAUAUAUUUUUUACAUUAUACAAUUUUUAAAAUGCAAAACAAAACAAUGAAAAGAUUACCAGUUUCAUUUUUAUUAUUAAUAGUGGUUGACAAACGCCAUGAUUAUCAUUGGUCGAUCGGUCGAUCAAUCAAUAGUUCAAUCGAAAGACCGAUUGUAUUUUAUGCUCAAUUGUAUCAAAUAAAACGAAAGCAAAGCAAAAGGCAACAACAAUUAUGUUAUGGAAAUGAAACGAAAUAAAUAAAAUUUAUAAAAUAAUAAUAAAAACCACAAAAUAUGUAUUAUUAAAUGCUAUUGAAGAACGUCAAAAUAUAUUAUAUACAUAUGUAUAUUGUAUGUACUUAAAAAUGUUAUCAA
Messenger RNA from Musca domestica (house fly), 6559 nucleotides. It is a transcript of the gene da, whose product is annotated as protein daughterless. The record is from RefSeq and is a predicted model, not a curated record. NCBI's taxonomy places the organism in Eukaryota, Metazoa, Arthropoda, Insecta, Diptera, Muscidae. Gene Ontology annotation, biological process: regulation of transcription by RNA polymerase II. Gene Ontology annotation, molecular function: RNA polymerase II cis-regulatory region sequence-specific DNA binding; DNA-binding transcription factor activity, RNA polymerase II-specific; protein dimerization activity. The transcript has 2 exons. Gene Ontology annotation, cellular component: transcription regulator complex. Bases 1262 to 3394 code for a protein of 710 amino acids.